AGAGAAAGAGAGAGAGACAGAGAAAGAGAAAGAGAAAGAGAAAGAGACAGAGAAAAAGAGAGAGAGAGAGAAAGAGCGAAGCCACUUAGGCUAAUUUUCACAAAGAUUGGAACAACCAAGAAACUGGUUGUUCCUAGGGCGGGGUGACAAAACUCAGCGUGGCCCCCUGCAGCAAGGAUGACACACACAUGUGCAGUCAAGAGGAACGGUGUAGUAUCUGUUCUUAUCAGUGUGUGGCCGCUGUGAAUCAGUGGCUCGAGAGCGCUUCAGAAAAGGCGCGAUCUGUGAGAGUGAAGGAAGUGCUUGAAAGGGUGGCGAUAAAAAGAAACCGACCACCUUUAGGUGGGGUGUUGCGUACUUUUAGACUUGUGGACAUGUCAUGAGAACAUGAUUGAGACUUCACUUGCACCGGUCACGACAGUGGCCCAAACUAGCACGCGAAAAGAUAAUAAGGUGCUCGGGCGCGAGUUGCUACUUCUUCAGGCUCACAGCAGUUUCCAAAAUGAGGAACAAAAAGGAUUUAGUGAAGGGAACCAGCCACAGACUACAGGCACAAUUGGUGAUUGGGAUUUGCAACGGCCAGCAUCCUGCUUGCAUUGUGCAAAUACCUUACGAUGCAAGGAUUGUCUUCAAAACCAUUUUGACUUUUCUCUGCACCAUGGCCAUCAACUACGUAAAAGCAUCGCACUUGGGUCCCACAGGUCCGGACUGGACCCCGGUGACGUUGAGUGGCGCCCAGAGGAGUCAACCCAGCUCCCUGGCAAGACCACAGUCCAAUCUCCGUCAUGCGACCGCGGCCACCACCGCGGGUGCGUUGAUCGGGUUAGCAUUGUCCAGUGCUUCCAGAUCUUCGUCGUCCAAGGUACAGCUCGCAGCGACAGGUCGCCGCAGGCGGAACUCGCCCCGGGGGCCGGUGGAUCCAUUGGAACAUUUGACGCCCCGGGCGGAAGACUUGGAGCCUGGUGAACGGUUGUUCCGGCAAGUCUAUCGGCCUAGCAUGCGGAAAGCAGACAUGCCAGAGGAAGACGGGGAGGAACAGGGAUACGAGGAAGAAGAGCUGAUACUACCGAAGAAGCGCAGGGGAAAAGCGGGCUGGCUGGCCGCGAAUCAAGAACGAAAGAGCGAUCCAGCCUACGGAAAGAAGUGGGUACUGGAUCCCAACAAGCGUGGUCCAAAGAAGAAGCGAUGGGUGGUCGGAGAGGUCAUUGACGAAUCUCAGGACAUUGACAGAAACGCGUCCCGAUUGCGGACAAUGUACAAAAGACCGCGCUUCAGCUGGAAGGAAGCCAAGAAGGACGACCUCCGAACAGAAACGCUUUCAGGGAAGAUGUCCGUCAUCGGCAACGAUGAGGUGUGGAUCUCCAAGUUCUUGUCGCACUCUGGUGUGUGCUCACGCCGUGAUGUGAAAGAGUUGGUUUUGCAAGGAAGAGUCACAGUGAAUGGUGAAGUGAUCAAGGACCCAGUCACAAAGGUUGAUCCGAAGAAGGAUACCAUUACCGUGGACGGAAAGGAACAACGGCUCCGUACGCUUGAUGAGAUUAUCUGGGUGAUGGUGUACAAACCCAAGGACGUGCUGAGCACAAUGGAGGACCCACAAGGCCGCAAGUGCCUUACUGACCUAGUGCCUUUUGCAAAGAACAGGCGGCUGGUGCCAAUUGGAAGACUCGAAAGAAAUUCAACUGGCAUCAUGUUUUUGACCAAUGAUUACGAGUGGCACACUGUCCUUGCGCACCCGCGGUACGAGACGCCAAGGCGGUACCGCGUCGUGGUUUACAACGGUGCGCCCGACACCCAGCGGCUGCAGGCUCUUCAGAAAGGCUUGAGGCUGCCGGAUGAAGGGCGGCCUUGUCUUCCUUUGGAAGAGCUGGAGGUCUUGGAACAUGAUCGGAACACAGGCAUUGCAACUCUUAGCUUCAUCAUGAAAGAAGGAAGGUACCGGCAAAUCCUGAGGAUGUUUGAGUACAUUGGGCAUCCGAUCAGAGCAGUGAAGAGAACACAGUUUGGGUUGGUCGGCUUGGAUAAAGAGCUGAAGGCUGGGGAAUACCGGAUGCUUACUCCGAAGGAGAUCCGCAGGCUAAAGGGUGCUACCAUUCUGAAGAAACCCGGGCGUGGUCCUGUUGAAAGGGCCCGAAAGAUGGAGAAGGUCUUUUCCGGCUCCGACACCGAGUUUGCAGAACUGGAAAGUCCCAGUCGACGCAGGCGAGGCAGACAAGCUCCUGGCAGACGCAUGGAGGCUCGAGAUGGACCUCGUGGACGGCGGAACGAAGACCUGGAGCCGCAAGUGGCAUCUUUGGAGGGCUUGAAGGCUCUCGGAUCGAGUUUUGAAUCUGACAUGGACUCUUUGGAGGAAGACUGGGAGACUGGCUGGGGAGGGUUCAGAAGCCUUCAUUGAAUUCUUUAUCCAACAGCUGGACGAGAUGACGAGCAAGCAGGCGUGACGGACUGAUGGCGCCUCCGCAUGGCCUCUGCGUGGGCCGAGAAGGACGUUUCACGGAUGUUGUUCGAAGCAGUUGAAAGACGAAAAGGUGGCACUUCCACUGUCUUUCGAAGUCUUCCGGAAAAACACACCAUGAGCUUGGCAGUGGAGAUGCAUACUUUUCACAAACAUGCGAGUCUACCAGUCCGAAGGAAAC
Molecule: messenger RNA, 2633 nt
Organism: Durusdinium trenchii
Lineage: Eukaryota; Dinophyceae; Suessiales; Symbiodiniaceae
Source: the annotation of a GenBank genome assembly